Paramacrobiotus metropolitanus is the source of this 1620-nucleotide messenger RNA. Its product is annotated as short-chain specific acyl-CoA dehydrogenase, mitochondrial-like. The transcript is spliced from 7 exons. The record is from RefSeq and is a predicted model, not a curated record. Gene Ontology annotation, molecular function: flavin adenine dinucleotide binding. The coding region runs from base 231 to 1472 and encodes 413 amino acids. Lineage: Eukaryota; Metazoa; Tardigrada; Eutardigrada; Parachela; Macrobiotidae. Gene Ontology annotation, biological process: fatty acid beta-oxidation using acyl-CoA dehydrogenase; butyrate catabolic process. Gene Ontology annotation, cellular component: mitochondrion.
UUAAUUAGUGAUUUCUAUAAUUUAUGUGUUUUCUCAGUUUCGUGCGUAGUUAUUUUUCGUCGUUCGUUCGAGAUAUUACUACUGAAACUACGGUGGUUUAUCGAGUUUCAUCCAGCAUCGUCUGUUCUUCAGAUAGGUUUACAUACCGUAACAUACGUACACUGUACAGAGUACAGACGGUACAGUGAAAACUUUACCUUGAUCGAAGUAACGGAAAGCAGGCGGUUACGAUGUUACGAUUUGGCCGUUUGCUCGCUCUUCCACGACAGCGUCCAGGACUGCGUCGUGAGUAUGCCGCCGCUGCCACCGGGCCCGUGAACAUCAUUGAUUUACCUGAGACGCAUCAGAUGCUGCGGCAGACAUGCCGCAAUUUCGCCGAGAGUGAUCUGAAGCCGAUGGCGGCCGUGACGGACAAGGAGCACCGAUAUCCCAAGGAACAGGUAUUGAAGAUGGGUGAACUGGGGCUGAUGGGCAUCGCCACGCCGGAAGAGAAUGGCGGAACGGGCCUGGACGCGUUAGCAUACGCCAUUGCCAUGGAGGAGAUCAGUCGCGGAUGCGCCAGCGCCGGGGUGAUCCUCAGUGCGCACAAUUCUUUGUAUUUGAGCCCCAUAAACGCUUACGGAAGACCGGAAGUAAUCGAUAAAUUCGUCAGGCCUUUUACCAGUGGCGAACGCAUUGGAUGUUUUGCCUUGAGUGAACCUGGAAACGGAAGUGAUGCCGGUGCGGCGUCCACCACCGCCAAACUGGUCGGGGACGAGUACGUACUGAACGGGACGAAAGCCUGGAUCACCAAUGGCCACGAAGCCGAGGGCAUUGUCGUCUUUGCCACGACCGACAAGGCCAAGAAACACAAAGGCAUCAGCGCUUUUGUCGUCCCCAAGCCGACGCCAGGCUUAAGCGUUGGUAAAAAGGAAGAUAAGCUGGGUAUCCGCGGAUCAUCUACGACCUACCUCAUAUUUGAGGACUGCCGUAUUCCCAAGGGAAACCUUCUGGGCAAGGAGGGGGAGGGCUUUAAAAUCGCCAUGUCCACGUUGGAUGGCGGCCGCAUCGGGAUUGCCGGACAAGCGGUCGGUAUUGGGCAAGCAGCGCUGGAUGUCGCCGUGGAGUAUGCCUCCAAAAGAGAAGCUUUCGGGGCGCCGUUGACUAAACUGCAGUCUAUUCAGAUCAAAUUAGCCGAUAUGGCGGUGAAAUUGGAAGCUUCCCGGCUGUUGAUGUAUAAAGCGGCCCUUUUGAAGGACGCCGGACGGCCAUACACGAAGGAAGCUGCCAUGGCCAAAUUAUCGGCCUCUGAAGCGUCCACUUUUAUCGCCCACCAGUCCAUCCAGAUCCUGGGCGGGAUGGGCUACGUUUCUGAUAUGCCGGCCGAGCGGCACUACCGCGACGCCAGGAUCACCGAGAUCUACGAGGGUACCUCCGAAAUCCAACGGCUGGUCAUUGCCGGAAAUUUGCUCAAAGAAUACGAUAUCAAGUAGAGGUGAUACCUGUUCAGUUGUAAUGGCUUUUUUGAGAUAACUGCACAUUUAUACUGGGGAACGUGAUUUGGUAUUCGUCUGCAUUUUGGUUGGGUUGCAUUAAGUUGAAUUUCCGUUUAAACAAGCAAGAUUUAAAGAUUUACGUUGA